AUGGAACGGAAGGAGUUGCUUCUGAAGGUGUCGGUUCUGCAGGCCUGUGUCCGGGGCUUCUUGGUCCGACGACAGUUCCAGAAUUUGCGAGCUGAGUAUGAGAGUACAGUACGGGAGAUUGAAGGUGACCUGAGCGUGGUGAAGUGGUCACAGGGCUGCAUUGCCAGGCCCCAGUUUCUCCCAAAGAAUGUAAAAUCCCAUCAGACUUGGAAAACGGGAGAGAGAGUGUCAAAUCCAAAGAAGGAACUAGGGAGCCACUUGGCAGGUCGACAGCCAAAGAAAAUGAUGAAGUCAGGAGAGAACCCAGCAAACCUUGGAAGGCUUCCCUACCAAGAAGAUGGCUCUGGCCCCAAGGCUGAGCAGAGCAGGAAAACUGGGAAACUUAGCCAGGGAGAAACCAGAGAUUCAUCAAGGAUGGAGAGUCCAGAAACCACCAAUCCAGAAACCACCAGCCAGCUUGAACUCCAGGAGAUCCAGCACCUGCGCAGCCACUUGGCCAUGGAGCUGCUGUGGCUACAACAGGCCAUCAAUAGUCGUAAGGAGUACCUAAUUCUUAAAAAAACAUUGAGCUCACCAGAAGCAGGCCAGACCAGAGAUGAGCCCAUUAUGUGCCCAGACCACGUGGGACAGGCCUGUGAGAGGGAGCAUGUACAGCCAAGUACACCAUUGGAGGACAAGACCACCAGAGAGCUAGAUCAUGUGGAUGAGUCCUGCCAGAGAAAAGCCAGGACACAGCUGCUUAUGUGCUCUGAGGAACCAGCUGUUGAGAACAAGUCUUCCAGAAGGCAACACUGCCAAGACCUUAACUGCCAGAGAGCUGGACCACCAGAGUCAGACUGCUCAAAAGACCAUGUCAUCUGGGAUGAAACCUUGGUAGAACCAGACCAUAGUGGCCUGGGUGUCUGGAGAAUAAAAUUACCCACAGGCCAGACCCUCAGUGGUGGAACUUCCAAUCAGUGUUGGAACUUCCAACAAGGACACUUUAUUCAGAGCAAGGAGUUAUCUGGGGAAAGUGAAGUUAAGGACCAGAUGGAGAAUAAAGAUUUUUCUUAG
Molecule: messenger RNA, 1053 nt
Organism: Elephantulus edwardii (Cape elephant shrew)
Lineage: Eukaryota; Metazoa; Chordata; Mammalia; Macroscelidea; Macroscelididae
Gene: IQCC
Product: IQ motif containing C
Exons: 7
Coding region: 1-1053 (350 amino acids)
Molecular function (GO): protein binding
Source: RefSeq, a predicted model, not a curated record